Molecule: messenger RNA, 996 nt
Organism: Osmia lignaria (orchard mason bee)
Lineage: Eukaryota; Metazoa; Arthropoda; Insecta; Hymenoptera; Megachilidae
Source: RefSeq, a predicted model, not a curated record
AUGUUCGAGGAAUUGGAGGAACGCCUGUUCAAAUGGUUUAUAGAAAGGAGAACCGUAGGAGACUACAUAUCAGACCCGCUGCUAAUAGAAAAAGCAACCGAAUUGAAAGAGGAGUUUGGAGCCCCUUCCCAAUUUAAAGUGAGCAAGGGAUGGCUCGCAAAAUUUAAAAGACGCAACAACAUUAGAUUAGUUCGUGUAUACGGCGAAAAAGCCAGUGCCGAUGAAGAUGGAGCACGUCAAUUUGUGGCUGACUUCCAAAGUUUCAUGGAAGACGAAGAAAUUAAUCCUGAAAAUGUAUAUAACAUGGAUGAAACUGCACUGCUGUGGAAGGCUUUGCCACUGAAAACUCUGCCAAGGGCAUUAAAACAUUUUAUGAAUCGACUUCCGGUAGUGUUUCGGGCUCAAGCUAAUGCAUGGAUGAGCCAAACUUUAUUCUUAGAUUGGGUGGAUAAUUGUUUUAAAAAGUCUGUUAGACAAUAUCAGUUAGAAAAUGGAUUAUGCGGAAAAGUUGUGUUAAUAAUUGACAAUUGUGCGAGUCAUAAACUACCAUUAAAUUACGUGCAGGAUGACCAUUUUCUAAUCAAAUAUUUAGCACCUAACACCACAUCCUUGAUCCAACCAAUGGAUCAAGGAAUUAUUGCUAAAUUAAAACGCAAAGUUGAAGAAUAUUUGAACGAGUGUAGUGAGGAGGAAGAAACAUAUUCAAGAAAGAUUGAUGAUACGGACGAAAGCAGGGACAAAGACAAGGAUGAAGAAAGGGUUGAAGACAAGGAUGAAGAAAGAGAAGAACCAUGGGAAGAAGAACAGGAAGAAGAAAGGAACCAAAGUGACAGAACACAAGAACGUGGGAUCCCAGUAAACAGAGAAGAAAGACAGGAAUUGGAAGAUAUUUUCAGACGUUUGGAGCGUUAUAAAAACCGCAUCCCGCGUUCGUCUGAAUUGCUUCUAGAAGCAAUGAAAUUAUUAUUCUUAGGCGAGACAAGUUCAAACACCUAA